AUAUAUAUUUAAUACUUAUUCCUGUAUUUAUUGAUAAAUUCAUUUAUUAAUUUCCACAUUUAUUUACACAUUUGUUUUUUCUGUAUUUCUUUAUUGCUGUACUGAUUUAUUCCCAUAUUUAUCAUACUCAUCUGAGAAGUGUUUCUUGACUCAGAUCAGUGGAGAUUAAUUACAUUUUAUUAAUGCUGUCGGCAGCAUUGAAAGAUGACAUUUAAAAAAUUGGACUGUACAAAAAUAAUCAAAGAAAGUGAGAAAUGAAUCAGGUAAUUGAACAUUUUUAUAGUAUCUUUAUAGAUUUUAUUAUUAUUAUGUAUUUCAUUCAUGUUUUAGACAGUGACUGACUAUUUAAAAGAAUAAAAAAACGUGUUUGUCUGGACACAUACAGCAUAUUAAAAUAACAAAUUACACUCUUUUUUUACCAUUUAUCUGUGAACACAGGGAAAUGUAAAGGUGGCAAGGGCCCACUCUCUCUACCGGCCCCUCCACCCCAGGGGCCCCGGUGCAAUCACACUGCCUGCACUGUCUAUAUUUACGCCCCUGGCUGACAGGUAUCUGAACAAGAUGAUGACGUGCCUGAGGUUGAGGGUUCGAGCCCCACUGAUGCAGAACAAAGGUGUCACUGCUCACUCAGACGCUGUGGUGUGAUGUGUGUGUUAGAGACACGUGGUUUCUAAGGUAUUCAUACUUUAACAAGUUAUAACAAGUUAGUUAUGAUCCGGGCAGUUCGUGUUGUCUUCCUCCUCCUCCUCCUCCUCCUCAGUGUACCCUGCCUCAGCAGCUGUCCUGUCUGUGCUGCAGCAGGAGCUCAGAGUUUAUUAUAAAGUUUAUUCUUAUUCAAAUGUCACAGAUACGGUGCUGUACCUGCGCGGAGGUGAUUCUCCCACAUUACUAACAUGUAUGAUCAACAGGUGAGCAUGUUGUAAGUUCACCUUUGUCCUGCUGCAGUUCAUGAUCUGUUAUCAAAGUCCACACUUGUUCUCAGAGGCUGGAUCUGUAUACCUCGCGGUGCCACUGCAAACAAAGAGCCAUUAUUUCCACCCUGCGGCCCCGCACAGCGCACACUGACGCGGCCCGGAGCUGACGCGCUUCUCUCGGCUCCUGCACACAGACUGCGCCGGUAACAUGUUCCGAAACACGCUGCUGACUGGACUGAGACUGAACCGACGGCAUCAUGACGGGAUUCACAGAGUCACAGCCAGACUGAGUGUGAAGAUACAUGGAGACAUCCACCGCCGAGACGCAUCCACCUCCUCCUCCUCCUCCUCCUCCACCACCGUGAUGGCUGACAGACUGAAGACUAUAGAUGAUUUAGGCGGCCCGAGUCUCCUGACCACCCUCAACUGGCUCUUUGUCAAAGGCUAUUUCCAAACGACGCAACAGAUGCAGAUCGAGCACAGCAGGAUGUACGGCCCUCUGUGGAAGUCAAAGUAUGGCCCUUUGGUCGUGGUGAACGUGGCCAGCGCCGAGCUGAUAGAGCAGGUGCUGAGGCAGGAGGGGAGACUCCCGGUCCGGACAGACAUGCCCCACUGGAGGGGCUACAGAGAGCUCAGGAACAAGGCCCACGGCCCCCUGACUGAAAUGGGGGCCAACUGGCAGCGCAUCCGCAGCAUCCUGAACCCUCGGAUGUUGAAACCCAAACAUGUCUCGUCCUACUCCAACACCAUCAACGAUGUGGUGACAGACUUCAUCGCCAGACUGGCCUGGCUGAGGGAGACCAGCGGCGGCGGAGUGAUGGUCAACAACCUGACGGAAGAACUCUACAAAUUUGCUUUUGAAGGGAUCUGCUCCGUGCUGUUUGAGACUCGUAUGGGCUGCAUGAAUGAGGUCGUGCCCGAGGAAACCCAGAAGUUCAUCUUCUCCGUGGGGGAAAUGUUCCGCCUCUCCCCCAUCAUCGUCCUCUUCCCCAAGUCCGUCUGGCCCUACAUGCCUUUCUGGAAGAAGUUUGUGGCGGUCUGGGAUCAUCUCUUCAAAGUUGCUGAAGAUCUUGUGCAGAAGAAAAUGGAGGAGAUCCAGGAGAGGGUGCACCUGGACCAGAACGUGGAGGGAGCGUACCUCACACACCUGCUGCUCAGCGAUCAGAUGACGGUCACUGAGAUCCUGGGGAGCAUGACCGAACUCCUGCUUGCAGGAGUUGACACAACCUUCAACACCAUCUCGUGGGCUCUGUACAACUUGGCGAAGGAGCCAGAGAUCCAGGAACAGUUAUACCAGGAGGUGAUCAGUGUGUGUCCGGGGGACAAGGUGCCAAACAGCGAUGACAUCGCUCAGAUGCAGUACCUGAAGGCCAUCAUCAGAGAGACACUACGGUUGUAUCCAGUGGUUCCAGGAAACGCCCGCGUCACUGUCGAAAAUGAGAUCGUGGUUGGAGAUCAUCUCUUCCCCAAAAAAACGCUGUUCCACCUGUGCCACUACGCCGUGUCCUAUGAUGGGAGCAUCUUCCCCAACCCCCACGCCUUCCUGCCUCAGCGCUGGCUCCGAGGAUCCGAGGAGAAGUCCAGGCAGCACCCGUUUGGGUCGGUGCCGUUUGGUUUUGGGAUCCGGGCGUGUCUGGGCAGACGGGUGGCUGAGCUGGAGAUGUAUCUCCUCCUGUCCAGGGUGAUAAAACACUACGAGGUGAGGCCGGAUCCUGCAGGAACCAUCGUCGAGCCGAUCACCAGAACCCUGCUUUGUCCCGCUAAACCGAUCAACCUGCAGUUCCUGGACAGACGAGCUGAGCGGGAUCAGCUGAGAGUUUCUGUGUGAGCUGGUUUAGUAUUCACACUGCGUCCCCCGCCUGUCACAGGGCACUUGUUUAGAGAGCGUUCACACGAUGAGGACCGACCGGCUGGAAUGCACCUUAAACUGUGGCUUCACAGACAUGACCUGAA
Molecule: messenger RNA, 2867 nt
Organism: Epinephelus moara (kelp grouper)
Lineage: Eukaryota; Metazoa; Chordata; Actinopteri; Perciformes; Serranidae
Product: sterol 26-hydroxylase, mitochondrial
Exons: 9
Coding region: 1123-2742 (539 amino acids)
Biological process (GO): cholesterol metabolic process; cellular response to peptide hormone stimulus; glucocorticoid biosynthetic process
Cellular component (GO): mitochondrial inner membrane
Molecular function (GO): iron ion binding; oxidoreductase activity, acting on paired donors, with incorporation or reduction of molecular oxygen; monooxygenase activity
Source: RefSeq, a predicted model, not a curated record